Molecule: messenger RNA, 3948 nt
Organism: Limulus polyphemus (Atlantic horseshoe crab)
Lineage: Eukaryota; Metazoa; Arthropoda; Merostomata; Xiphosura; Limulidae
Product: PHD finger protein 12-like
Exons: 16
Coding region: 131-3073 (980 amino acids)
Biological process (GO): negative regulation of transcription by RNA polymerase II
Cellular component (GO): Sin3-type complex; nucleus
Molecular function (GO): transcription corepressor activity; protein binding
Source: RefSeq, a predicted model, not a curated record
CGACGGGCCUCCAUUGAAAAGAUGGACAUUUUUAUACUAGGACUAUUAGUACUGUUAUUUAGAAAUUAUAUAAACUGUUUAGAAGCGUAGUUAUCCAGUUUUCUAUUUCAUACUAAUACUAGAGGUAAUUAUGGCUACAGUAGAAUAUGAUCUCGAUACUUCAGGGGGUCUUAUGCCGCAAAUUCAAGCCUUGAUAGCUCCACCACCGAAUGAAGGAGAGUCUAAAAAAAAGAAAGAUUACGAGCCUCGCUAUCGGCGACCAGCUCGAGCAGUUAACCAUGACUGUUGUGACAGUUGUAAAGAAGGAGGGGACUUGAUUUGCUGUGAUCGCUGUCCAGCAUCUUUUCAUCUUCUGUGCCAUAACCCACCACUGGAAGAGGAAGACUUGCCAAGAGGAGAGUGGCUUUGUCAUCGUUGUAAAGUGUCUCCUUCAGAAAUUGAUGAUGAUGCAGCAUCAACAAGCAGCUCACAGAGUCGGCACAGUUCUAGUAAGGGAUCUCAGAAAGAAGGAUCUGUUCAUAAAUCUGGGGAAAAAACCCCAGUAAAUGGAACUUGUCAAAAUGGCCAAAUGCCAGAACAGGGACUUCAGAAAUAUAAGGAGUGUGCAGAAAAAAGCAAGUCAAAAGGAAAGUCACCACCUUUAAAGACAGAGCCUAUGGAUAUUGAUAUCAUACACAAAAAACCUAUACAUGAAAAAAAUUCACAUCAUUUUCACCUACUUAUCCAGGCAGCAUCUGCGAUGAAUCCAAAGCAAUUCCAGCUACCAAAUGAAUUGGUGUGUACGACACAACUUCCAGGCUCAAGUAAAAGACCACGAUUUAGAGAAGGAGGGUUGCAUCUCUUUAAAACUUAUUGGGGUGUUUCUCCAGGGGGUUCUGAGACUGCUUUUGCUGACAAUCCUGGACAUUCUAGAGAAAAUUUAGAUUUGAUUUUUCUAGCACCUUCCUUUACUCCUCAAGAGGUCAAUUUGAAUCAGCCACCUCCAGUUCCUUUUCUUCAGUUAGUCAGUGGGGUGUGUGAUGUUUUGGGUUUUUCCCCAUUUGCUUUUCAGUCUACACCUUCCUUGAUGUGGAAAGGUCUAGAGGGAGUCACAGCUCUACCACAAUUUGAAUGUCCUGAGCCCCGAUAUCAGCUCCUCGAUCCACUGGUACCCAAAAUAGAUUCUGCCCAUAUCAAAGAGGCUCCUCUGCUCAGCCAAAACGUUGCCAGCAGUGGCAAUGGCUACCCUAUGCCGGAAGAAAAAUUGCUGACUUCAGUGAGCUUAACAGAAAGAGUGAAGCUAUGGGACAUAUAUAAUGGUCCAAUAUCUCAAGAUACUGUCAAGUUGAACUUUUUAAAGAAGGUCCAUAGAAGAAACCCACCAUUUAGAUACAGAGUAAGGUUGCCACCUCGAAACACCAUUAGGGUUCCUGAUGCAAUUAAAGAGCAGUACAAAAAUCCUCCCCCACUCCUGCCGAGAGUAACGGAACCACUGCCAUUAGUCACUGAUUCAGGUACAGUCUCCACUACUGCUGAAAGUGGGGUUACCGCUGAUGAACAAGAUGAGUGGUUAACCAGCUUAGUGACCUUACAGUCUAGUAUUGCAAAACAUUUGGUUAAAAAACAAGCCUCAUCUACGAGUGAAACUAGCCCAGUCUCAAGUGCAAAACCAUUGUCCUGUAUGACAAGUAGCAACAUAUCCUCAUCAUCAAGCACUGUCUCAUCAUCUCAUCCAGUUACAAAUUGUCCAUCUUCGACACUUUUAGAUAAGAACUCUAGUGAAACCAAGACUUUCCUGAAUGGAGAUUUGACACACCAUCAGACAUUUCUAGGAUUAUCUAGUAUCAAUCCAGUGGUUCAUACUUUAGUUAAAAAAAACAAUGGUUCAGUGACGUUUAAGGACAACAGCAUUAUCGCAAAUGGUGAAUAUGUCCAGUCAGAUCAUGCAAAAAUUAAAGUAAGGUUAGAUGAAAAUCUCAGCUUGAGUACAUGUAAGAUUAGAAAUGAAGUUCAGGACGGGAACAGUAUUGCUGUCGCAAACAAUAAUCAAACCACACAAGAGGAUAAUUCUCAGCAGACUUUGAUAGUGGGAAAAAGUACACCUGUACCUACCUCUUCUACAUCGGGUAAAACCAAUGCCGUCAUUACAAGGGUUGUUCGCAGUAUAGCCUCUUUGUCUUCAGAAUGUCGAGUUACCACACCUUCUUCUGUAAUUAUACAAGAACAUCCUGUUACGACAGGACUGACACAGUCUUCACUAAGUGCUAACGGCACAAUCUGGAAACAAAUGAUUGCAGUUGGAAAUAAACAUAAUGGUUCAUGUCAGUCCAAUGUUGUCAGCACUCUUGAUGGAGCCCUCCAGAUGCCAGACAUGGAUCUUAGUAAACUAGACGAACAACUUGUCAGAAUACUGGCAUGGCAGAGACUUCAGCAGCUGGUACCACAGGCCUCGGUAUUAAAAAAACCUGGAAGUCCACACUCAACAACAGAGUCAUCGGACAUUAGUGCCAGAGCUGUGGUAUGUCCGGUUUUUAGGGGACCUACUGUUCCAAUGCCAUAUAGAACAUUGACAAUAGGAAAAGGAGCCGAUAUGGAUGUCUGUUUGACCAACUAUGGACACUGUAAUUACGUAUCAGCUAAACAUGCAUGCAUUUUUUAUGAUGAGCUGACAAAACAUUUUGAACUGCUUAACUACAGUGAGCACGGAACAACUGUGGACAAUGUUCUGUAUUCUUGUGACUUCUCGGAAAAACGCACCUCAGCUCCACAACCGACUGUUAUAGUGUCCUCCCUUCGAAAAAUAGUAGACAAAGCAAGAGGAAAGCCCGAGAUGAAGCCCCUGGAUCGACUGACAAUGAGUUCAAGAGCAGGGCAGUCUUGGAAACCAUGCAAUUGCAAAGCAAGUAGCUCAAGCCUUAUCGGAAGAAGUGGUGCAGGAUGGGAAGGUACUGCUCUCCUUCAGCACGGAAGCUGUAUUCGAUGUGGUUGUUUACAGUUUGUUUUCAGUAUUACUGACUACAGAAUUAAAGGUGAAACUGAAGACAGAAAAACUAACGGAGCCGUGGCAGCAGUCAUUCGAAGUUCAUCAACAUGAUGGAAAAUGCAAACCUCUCAAUUAUAUAUAUAUGUGACAUUAGUUUAGCCUUGAACACAAUUACCAUUUUUCUAUUUGGCUCUGUAGGAUCACCUCUCAUUAAGGUUGGAGGCUAACUGCCAUUUUGUGAAAAGUUUAGAAUUAUGUUGUUUUUAACUUUUCGCCAUUAGUUAUACCAACAAAAGUUUUUGUGGAACUUGAGAAAUGAUCAAUCAACUCUUGUAACUUAUUAUGUAUUUUGUAAUAUACCAUUUUAGUUUCUACAACAUUACUGUUUUUCAUAAAUCAAUGAAAAUAAAAAAGAGUACAUUCGUAUAGAUUUUUGACUUCAGGAUUACAGACUUCAUGAAUGAUUGAGACUUUCAUAUUUUCUGUAAGCUCCUGACACUUUGCAAUACUCUUAUGUAUAUGAGUAUCUAAAUGUGUAAAAUAACACAGAGGGAGAACCUGAAUUUUUGAAUAAUAUAAUGUAGAUCUAAUCCAAAUGUUCUUGUCCGUUCCGGAACAGACAGUUAAUAAGUCUUUUUUAAGUACUUGUUUUGUUGUAGGGUUGAUGCAAGUUUUAGUAUGUUAAUUGCCUUAAAAAGGUAUAGGUGGACAAACAUUUAAUUAUAUAAAUGAUAAUUCAAACUAAAGAAUGCUAAAACAAUAUUUUUGAAGAAAUUCAUACCUUGUAUGAUACAGUGUUGAGUUUUAAAGACUUUGAAUUAUCGCUAGAUUUUAAUUGUCCAAAGAAGCUUUGUGGAUGUUUUUUUUGUUUUUCCUGUGAAAUAUUACAUGUGCUCUUAUUCGUAUUUCUUCAUCAUUUUGUGAUAGUAUCAUUCAUUGAAACUUUACUGGAAGAAUUUACUCAAAUGCAUUAGAAAAAAAAAAAA